AUGUGUCUCUCUUCGUUCAAAUGGCAUGCGAGAAUGACAAUCAGCAAACCAGAGAAUAACACGGAUGAGUGGCACUAUAUAAUGAUCGGCGUGGCCAGCGUGGUGGACUCGGAUGGAAGGCGCCUGGCGCGUGGUUCUGGCUUUAAUGAUGGUGGUGAUGAUGGCAACGAUAUUGACGGUAAUGAUGAUGAUAAUGGCAGUCAUGAUAAUGAUGAUAACGCUAAUGACAACGGUAGUGAUGAUAAUGUUGAUGACGAUAGUGAUGGUAAUGGUAUUGAAAAUCAUGUAAGCGGUACUGGCAACCAUGAUAAUGGUAACGGUAGUGAUGAUGGUGAUGACAGCGGUCCUCGUGACAAUAAUAAUGAUAGUGACAUUGAUGGUAAUCACAGUGCCCGCCUAACUCGUCGGCGCCUACGUCGAGAUGCGCAAGGAGGCUCGUGUCAACAGGGAGAUGACCUAUACUAG
This is a messenger RNA of Mesocestoides corti, 465 nucleotides long. The record is from the annotation of a GenBank genome assembly. Lineage: Eukaryota; Metazoa; Platyhelminthes; Cestoda; Cyclophyllidea; Mesocestoididae.